Perca fluviatilis (European perch) is the source of this 1099-nucleotide messenger RNA. It is a transcript of the gene unga, whose product is annotated as uracil DNA glycosylase a. The transcript has 6 exons. Bases 37 to 945 code for a protein of 302 amino acids. Gene Ontology annotation, biological process: base-excision repair, AP site formation via deaminated base removal; base-excision repair. Gene Ontology annotation, cellular component: nucleus; mitochondrion. The record is from RefSeq and is a predicted model, not a curated record. Gene Ontology annotation, molecular function: uracil DNA N-glycosylase activity. NCBI's taxonomy places the organism in Eukaryota, Metazoa, Chordata, Actinopteri, Perciformes, Percidae.
UUUAAAAGUCCUAAUCACAGCUACCAUAGCUCGAGCAUGUUUGUACUGCACUGUCGACGGUCUCUAAAGCUAGUCUCGCCUCCACCUGUACGCUUCUCACCUGUUUUGUAUUUUGCUAAAUACACUAAAAUUAUCCAGAAGAAGCUGAGGUCCUCGGUGGUGGAGCCAGAGGCUUCCAGCCUCCCUCUUGCUCCUCUGUCCCCGGAGCAGCUUGACCGGAUAGCCCGCAACAAGAGAGCAGCGCUGGAGAGACUCCACGCUUCCGCUCACACACCUCCAGGGUUUGGGAGAAGCUGGCGAGAGGGACUGUCUGAAGAAUUUGGAAAGCCCUACUUUAAAAAAUUGAUGGAUUUUGUUUCUGAAGAGAGGAAACACCACACUGUGUACCCACCUGCUGAACAUGUCUUCACCUGGACUCAGAUGUGUGACAUCCCAGAUGUGAAAGUGGUGAUUCUUGGCCAGGAUCCAUAUCAUGGUCCUAACCAAGCCCAUGGGUUGUGCUUUAGUGUCAAAAGACCAGUGCCUCCUCCACCCAGUUUGGGGAACAUGUACAAAGAGCUGGUGACGGACAUUGAGGGCUUUCAGCACCCUGGACACGGAGAUCUGACUGGAUGGUCCAAACAAGGUGUGUUGCUGCUCAACGCGGUAUUGACCGUCCGAGCGCACCAGGCCAACUCCCACAAAGACCGAGGCUGGGAGACCUUCACCGACGCUGUGGUGCACUGGCUCAGCAACAACCUGGAAGGCCUCGUCUUCAUGCUGUGGGGAUCAUAUGCUCAGAAGAAGGGAGCCGCUAUUAACAGGAAACGCCACCACGUCCUGCAGGCUGUGCAUCCUUCUCCCUUGUCUGCUCAUAGAGGAUUUUUUGGGUGCAGGCAUUUCUCAAAGGCCAACGAGCUGCUAAUUAAAUCCGGAAAGUCUCCCGUAAACUGGAAGGCACUUUAAGUUGUUAUUCAUGUUUUCUAACAUGCAUGUUGGCUAACUACAGACCAAAACCCACCCAUAAGCUUUACUUUCCUGUUUAAUUCAUGUUCAUGUUGGCAGUUUAAACUGUUGUUUUGUGCUAUACACUGAAUUUUCUUAAAUGCCUUUUCUCAAA